Molecule: messenger RNA, 2873 nt
Organism: Dinoponera quadriceps
Lineage: Eukaryota; Metazoa; Arthropoda; Insecta; Hymenoptera; Formicidae
Gene: Ankle2
Product: ankyrin repeat and LEM domain-containing protein 2
Exons: 10
Coding region: 208-2154 (648 amino acids)
Biological process (GO): negative regulation of phosphorylation
Cellular component (GO): endoplasmic reticulum
Molecular function (GO): protein phosphatase 2A binding
Source: RefSeq, a predicted model, not a curated record
CGCCGUUUCUCGAUGCACUUGCGCGAAUAUUUCUUCGUGAAUUCGAGUAAGAUAUUCAAAUCACGCGUUAGUCAUUCCCUCGAUAAGAGAAACAAAACACGCAUCCCUGGCUCUCGUGAGUUAUAUUCGUCGAGGAAGCCGUUGACUCGUUCAUCGGUUCAUGCGAUGAAAGUGGACUACGCUAGCUGACACUUUGUUUUGUAACAAAUGUCAAGUCUCUGUAGCCGUGUGUGCGUCGUGGGAGAAGACAUCGUGGUAUCGUCCAACGUACCUCACGGAUCUGCCGUUGAUCCGUUGGAUGAUCAUUUUGAUGCGGAGAAGAUCGCGAUGGACGGAUGUGAAGAUGCGCAACCCGCGUGUGACACGCGUUCUAACCUCCCGAAAGAAGCGAUAUUUCACGCCGUAUAUGUACCGCCGGACAACAACAAGGAUUCGGCGAAUGUAGAAGAAUACAUUCAUAUUUAUCAAGAUAUGCCAGAUGCCCUGAGAAUCAUAAAGGAACACAAGAAAGCGCGUCUGAAAACGUUUAAAAAUCGUUCAGAUGCAGAGGCAUAUGCGAGAACUGGACAUGUACAAUCUGGUGGCGGUAGUUAUCCUGUACCGACAACUACUGUUACUCUAGUGCAGGAAAUAUGUAGUAAUUUCAAGGCGCCAAAACCUCAGGAACUUGUGGGUUUUAGAAAAUUAAUCGAAAGUGGAAACAUAGAGAAUGUGAGGAGUAUCGUAUGGGCAAAUCCACGAUAUCUAAUUAGCAGCGGGGAUACGCCUGCGAUUUUACAGAUGGGAUCCCGAUACAAUGCGCUACAUAUAGCAGUGAAAGCUAACAGACCGGACAUGUGUGAGCUGAUAUUAAAAACCGUUGGGAAUCCCACGUUUAUUCAGUUGCAUUACGGAGACGACGAAUGCAAAAGUUAUCUAGAUCCUGCGCAAAUCAUGUUGGAUUUAUACUUGAACACUCCCGACAGAGGACUCAAUGAGACGCCCUUGCAUUUCGCCGUCAAGUUCGGUCAUAAGGAUAUUGUGCGGAUUCUCGUGUCGUAUUCUCAAUGCGUGAAAACUUUGCGGAACAAGUACGAACAGCAGCCCAUAGAUAUAAUAUGUAGCAGAAAGUGCCAAGAAGACGAAGAUCUGAAGCGAGAGAUACGCUUAUUGCUGGAGGAUCAGUUCUAUGUACCUGUAUUAAGGACGGAAGACAACACGUAUCAACCUACCAUCGGAGAACCGUUUUCUCCGUCUAGUACAUUUAUUAGUAGUUUGAAUAAAGAUCCGAUUAGUCCGCGUCUAGAAGUACGGGCGUUCGCUGGUCCAAUGAGUAAGCCGCAGGCGCUGGAAUUUCGAAGAAAAUGGAAAACGCCACCACGUACCAUCUCCACGUCCGCGAAAAAGGGACAGGGAGACGCGCCCAGUAUCAUAAACAGUCCAAUCGCUAAUAUCGCUCUGAGAUUACAAGACACGGAAAAAGGAUUGGAACGUGUCGGGAGGGAUCUCGCAGAAGUUUAUCAAGUGCCUUGGAAGGAAUACUGGCCCUUCUUGAAAGAUUUCGUCGACUUUCGGAACGACGAAGGAUUGACAAAGCUCGAAAAAUAUUUGGAACAGAGAUUCAAAGAUUACAAGGACCAGUUGUUUUACUCAAGAAUGGUAGAUUUGGUUAAUAACACGAAUACAAAUGCGCCGGCCAAUUGCGAACGAAUAACAGAAAAAAUGGAUUCGUUGGACGUUAGUGAAAUAGAAGGUUUGUGUGAAAAGUUACGUUCAUGUUCAUUAAGCACCAAGUUUGAUGAAGUCGAAGAAGAGGAAGACGACGACUCAGGUGAUUCCGAAUUUUUUACUCCGCCAUCCACGCCAGAAUUGUUUCAGUACGAUUCGGAUGACGAUGACAUGGAGAAUGCCGAAGAAGAAGGUCCUGUAAUAUUUAUCGAGGGAUCUUCGCCAACGAAACUAGAUCACGCUGUUUAUAACGCGUUGUCAUCUGAGAUCAGCUCUCGCACGUUUCCUUACGUUUAUCGUUGGCGACACGAAAUGCAACUUGCUAUAAAACGUGAUCCAUGCAGGUACAUCUUCAGACCUCGCUUUUGUACAUUUGAUCCUCAUUUGAUACACACUAGGUUUAAUAAUGCGAGAUUGCCCAGGAGAAAGUUGUUCACUAGUACUUAAGUUUACUAAACAACAAGAGACGGGAUGGCAUCGACGAGCUGGAUUAAUAAACGUUGGAUCAGCAAUUGGGUAUCUUCUAGAUUAUCCGGCCAAAUCUGCGUAACGGUGGAAGAAAGAGCGAAUUCAAUCUACAAUGCUGCGGCAGUGUGCAGAUGUAAAAUAAAGGCUGUUGUAUACACUAUUAUCCCGAGCGCGCAAACGUGUAAGCGCUUUGUCCGACAUGCAUUGCGCCAAAUGAUGUCCGAUAAUGAACCCUGUUUAAUAUUUGCCAACUUCUGCCGAGCAAAGCGACCAUUUGCACGCUGAUCCGUUCUCUGAUUCGCGCGCUCGUUUUUACGUAAACUCGUGCGUACAACGGCCUUUAUUUACUUGACACGCGCACCGGCUCGUCUAAUUGAACCUACUAUUAAUUGGUUCUCGACUUAACAAUCGAUGAACGUUGAUGCAACUGACUCCAAGUUGCGAGCUGUGACAGCAUAUGAAUCUUCAGAAUAUAGCACGCGCAGUUAAUUACUAACGAUGCGAGAAGACAUUGCAUAGAUUUUAAGAAAGAGACAAGAUAUAUAUAUAUUUUUUUUUAGACAAGUUUACACACAAAAGAAACGCGUAAGACUAGGAACUUCCGUGGUAAAACUUUGGAAAAACGUAUUAGCGUAUACUCCUUUUUAUUGUUCACUGUUCGAAGUUACAAUAAAUAUUCUUUACUGAAAAAAAAGUAC